CCUUAAUAACAUCUCCACUUCCAUCAAAGUCAACAAAAAUGUUACAAACUUUACUCCUCAUUUCCCUUCUUCUUCCUCUGCUAUUUAUCUUCUUCAAACCCAAAUCCAAAUCCAAUACAAACUCGCCACCAAAAUCAUACCCAUUAAUCGGUCACUACCUCUCAGUCUACACCAACCGCCACCGUCUCAUCCACUGGACAUCUGACGCCGUCCGCAACUCCCCCACCUCCACCUUCCUACUCCGACGCCCAUUCGGCCAAACCCGAGUCAUCACCAGCAACCCCGCAGUCGUCCAAUAUAUCCUCAAAACAAAAUUCUCAUCAUACCAGAAAGGCGAUAUCUUCCGCACCACCCUUUUCGACUUACUUGGGGACGGAAUAUUCAACGUGGAUGGAGAUGCAUGGAAGUUCCAACGACAACUAUCCAGCCAUGAAUUCAAUACAAAGUCACUCAAACACUUUGUUGAAAAAGUGGUUGACGCAGAACUCAACGAACGUCUUAUUCCCAUGUUAACCAACGCUACAGUUAACAACACCGUUCUUGAUCUUCAAGACAUUCUUCAAAGAUUUACGUUUGAUAACGUUUGCAAAAUCGCAUUUGGGUAUGACCCAGAGAACUUAACUCCAUCAUUACCGCAAGCGAAAUUCGCAUGCGCGUUUGAAGAUGCUGUGCGCAUAUGUUCGGAAAGGUUCCGCACGAUUACGCCUUUGGUGUGGAAACUCAAAAGUUUAUUAAACAUGGGUUCCGAAAAGCGACUCAAACAAGCCGUGUUGGAGAUCCGAGAAUUCGCUAACAAGAUCGCGAGUGAAAAGAGGCAAGAACGGGACAAUAAAUCGUCGAUUCAGUCGGUUGACUUGCUAUCACGGUUUUUAAGCUCGGGUCAUUCGGAUGAAAAGUUUGUGACGGAUAUGGUGAUUAGUUUUAUACUCGCGGGCAGAGACUCGACUUCGGCUGCUUUGACGUGGUUUUUUUGGUUGGUGUUUAAGAAUCCGGAGGUUGAGAGUGAGAUUGUUAAGGAAGUUAAUGAGAAAUCGGAUUCGCCAGUUUUUGAUGAAGUGAAGGAGAUGGUUUAUACUCAUGCGGCUCUUUGUGAAAGUAUGCGGCUCUACCCGCCGGUUCCGGUGGACACGAAGGCGGCGAGUGAGGACGAUGUUUUGCCGGACGGGACUGUUGUGAAAAAAGGUAUGAUGAUUAGUUACCAUCCGUAUGCAAUGGGGAGAUUGGAAAAGCUGUGGGGCAAAGAUUGGAUGGAGUUUCGACCGGAGCGAUGGUUAGAGAAGGAUGAGACAACGGAUAACUUGAGGCUUAAGACGAUUGAUCCUUAUAUGUAUCCGGUAUUUCAAGCCGGUCCGAGGAUUUGUUUGGGGAAGGAUAUGGCGUUUUUGCAGAUGAAGAGGGUGGUGGCGGGUGUUUUACGACAGUUUAAGGUGGUUCCGGUGGUGGAUGAAGGUAGCGAGCCUGUUUUUGUGGCAGCUUUGACGUCGAAGAUGAAAGGUGGGUUUCUUGUGAAGUUUAAAGAACGAAAAUGAUGUUUUUUAGUUAUAUAUAAAUAGAUAAUUAUGAUUUUUCUAUUUUGAUUUAUGAAUAUACUGAAACAUAUAAUUUUUUAUAUAUUCUGAGACUAUAAUUUUAUUU
Messenger RNA from Helianthus annuus (common sunflower), 1635 nucleotides. RefSeq names its product cytochrome P450 94A1. The transcript has 2 exons. Bases 39 to 1529 code for a protein of 496 amino acids. The record is from RefSeq and is a predicted model, not a curated record. Gene Ontology annotation, molecular function: heme binding; oxidoreductase activity, acting on paired donors, with incorporation or reduction of molecular oxygen; monooxygenase activity. NCBI's taxonomy places the organism in Eukaryota, Viridiplantae, Streptophyta, Magnoliopsida, Asterales, Asteraceae.